Rhodotorula toruloides NP11 is the source of this 978-nucleotide messenger RNA. Its product is annotated as short-chain dehydrogenase/reductase SDR family protein. The transcript has 6 exons. Bases 1 to 978 code for a protein of 325 amino acids. The record is from RefSeq and is a predicted model, not a curated record. NCBI's taxonomy places the organism in Eukaryota, Fungi, Basidiomycota, Microbotryomycetes, Sporidiobolales, Sporidiobolaceae.
AUGCUCACCAUCCUUUCAGAUAUCACCGGCAUCGGCGCGGAGAAACGCACGCCUUACGAUCCCCCGCAGGAACUCCCGCCUGGAUCGCUCGAGGGCAAGGUGUAUCUCGUCACGGGCGGGCAUGGGGGCAUCGGACUCGAAACGACCCGCUUCCUCGCCCUCGCCGGCGCACGCAUCCUAAUCGCCUCUCGCUCGUCCUCCAAAGUCCACUCCGCAAUCGACUCCCUCUCGUCCACUCACGGCGACUCGAUCCGCUCAAAGCUAGAGUACGUCGAGUUGGACCUGGCGAGUUUGGCGAGUGUCAAGCGGUGUGCGGAGCGGGUGUUGGAGGGGGAGCAGAGGCUCGAUGGGGUCGUUUGUAAUGCGGGGAUCAUGGCGCUGCCUUAUAAGUUGACUGAGGACGGAGUCGAACAGCAGUUCCAGGUCAACGUCCUUGGACACUGGCUGCUCGUCAACAAGCUCCUUCCUCUGCUCGAGAAGACGCAUCAGUUGACGGGCGAGAUCUCGCGCGUCGUCGUCCUCUCCUCCUUCGCUCACAACUUUAUCUCCCUCUACCCCUUCUCGUCGCCCUCACUCUCCUCCGCCUCGGCCCUGAGGAAAACCCACCACUCCCCCUGGCUGCGCUACUCGGUCUCGAAACUCGCCGGGAUCUGGUUCGCGCGGGAAUUGGAUCGGAGGGGGAAGGAGAAGGGCGUGAGGAGUCUGAGUGUGCAUCCGGGGUUUGUGUCCUCAAACCUCUACGACACCCACGCCCUCGCCCGUCCCCUCCUCCGAUUCUUCAUUCCCCCCUCCUCCGGGUCCUACACGACCCUCUUCGCUCUCACCUCUCCCCAAAUCGCCGAGAGGGACUGGUGGGGCGAGUAUUUGGUGCCGUUUGGGAAGAGGAAGGAGCCGCGCAGAGGAAAGGAUACGGAGAGGGAGGAGGAGUGUUGGAGGGUUUGUGAGGCGGUGUGUAGGGAGAGGGUUGGGGGUGUGUGA